Diorhabda sublineata is the source of this 3294-nucleotide messenger RNA. RefSeq names its product 4-aminobutyrate aminotransferase, mitochondrial-like. Lineage: Eukaryota; Metazoa; Arthropoda; Insecta; Coleoptera; Chrysomelidae. Gene Ontology annotation, cellular component: mitochondrion. The record is from RefSeq and is a predicted model, not a curated record. Bases 76 to 1578 code for a protein of 500 amino acids. Gene Ontology annotation, biological process: GABA catabolic process. Gene Ontology annotation, molecular function: pyridoxal phosphate binding. The transcript is spliced from 9 exons.
AUGGAUCGAAAUCAAUUUGGGAGUAUUUAGAGUCGCCGUAAGCUGAAUUUAUUUUGAGUAUCUACAACUGUGAAAAUGUUUUCGAAGUUAACUACACAAGUUUUGGAUAGAUCGAAGCAAAUAGAAUAUAUUACAAAAUUAAUGUCAUGCAGAAGAUAUUCUAUGAACUUUGAAGAGCCUAAAGGACCUUGUAUGAUAACCGAGAUCCCUGGACCAAAAAGUAAAGAAUUGAUGAAACAAUUAGAUAAUGUUUACAACAUUGGAGCCACACAAUAUUUGGUUAACUAUGACAAGUCAGCUGGAAACUAUAUCGUCGAUGCAGAUGAGAACAUACUCCUAGACACCUACACACAGAUAUCUACAAUGCCCCUUGGGUACAAUCAUCCAGCAUUGCUCAAUGUUUUUAAAAACGAGCAAAAUUUGAGGAGUCUAAUAAAUAGACCAGCACUAGGUGUUUAUCCAGGUACAGAUUGGCCUAAGCGAAUGGAAAAUAUUCUAAAGCAGGUGUCACCUAAACUUCCGAAAAUCACCCCGAUGAUGUGCGGUGCCUGCUCAAACGAAAACGCAAUUAAAACAGCUUUUAUAGCUUACCGAUCAAGAGAACGAAAUAAUAAAGAUUUUACGGAUGCUGAGAAAAAAUCUAGUAUAUUAAAUCAACCACCAGGAUGUCCUGAUUUAUCUAUUUUAUCGUUUAAGGGUGCUUUCCACGGACGAACUAUUGCCACUUUAUCAUGCACACAUUCUAUGGCUAUACACAAACUGGAUAUUCCAUCUUUCAGUCAAUGGCCUAUAGCUACGUUUCCGAUGUACAAAUAUCCUUUAGAAGACAAUCGUAGGGAAAAUGAAAAGAUUGACGGAAAAUGUCUAGAAGAAGUCGAAGAUCUUAUGGUAAAACAUAAAAGACAUUUUCCAAUAGCAGGUAUCAUAAUCGAACCAAUUCAAUCUGAAGGUGGUGAUAAUCACGCUUCUCCAGAAUUUUUCCAGAACUUACAAAAACUUUGUAAAAAGUACGGAGCUGCACUGAUUAUAGAUGAAGUACAAACUGGUUGUGGACCAACUGGAAAAUUUUGGUGUCACGAACACUUUAACUUACCACAUCCGCCGGAUAUAAUGACAUUCAGUAAAAAAAUGCAAAUGGCCGGAUUCUUCCAUUCGGAUGAAAUUACAGUAAAACUUCCGUCUCGAAUUUUCAAUACGUGGAUGGGUGAUCCUGGAAAAACUAUACUUUUAGAAGCGAUCAUAGAUGUUAUAAAUACACAAAAUCUAUUGGACCAAGUGAAUAAAUCGGGACGAAGGUUAUAUGACGGACUGGAACAGUUACAGAACGAGUUUCCUGAUAUGUUACAUUCCCUUAGGGGUAAAGGUACAUUUAUUGCCAUAAACGCAAAAGGAACCGAUCUGAGGAAUCAAAUUAUCAUGCAGUUGAAGAGGAAUGGUGUUCAAAGCGGUAGUUGUGGAACAGAAGCAAUUCGUCUCAGACCAGCUCUUAUCUUUAAAGAGCAUCACGCUGAUAUUUAUCUUGACAUUAUGCGGAAAGUAAUCAGAGAACUCAGUAAAGAGAGAAAGAGAAAGUAUUAGAUACAAUGAAAUGUUUAUGAAUGAAAUUUGUCCUUGAUAUCUGUUAUCAUUUGAAAUCGAUUUAAAAAUACAGUCCUCGAAAUUUACUUUCGCCGCCGUUACCUAUAGCAACGGGGGGAGGGUUUCUGUUAUUGUAAUAUGUACUAUUGAAAUUUCUAUUAGUAUUAUUAUUACCCCGUUCAUUGUAUCUUAUGUUACUCUUAAAAAUUAUAAAAUCUAUCCCUAUUUUCGCGAAAAUUUUAAGUUCGAUAUGAAGCAGAUUAGCUGAAGACGUGUUGGAAAGAAUUUGGAACUUCUCCAUUUAGCUCCGGAUAUAACAUCUUUUAAUGUGUUAUAAUUUGUAGCUCUUAUUAUUGUUUUUAUAUGUCUCACGAGCCGUUGGUACGAGGAUGUAUUAAUAUCAAGUUAGCCUAGACCAGUUCCAUGCAUAAACAAAAUAUUGUGUUACGUCAAAAAAGUAAACCAGAGUUACGCAAUAAAUUAAAAGAAAAAAGAUGUCCACCGAAAUUGUGAAAAUCGAAAAAUUGGAGUAUCGAGCCAUCAUCAAGUACUUGUAUUUAAAAGGAUUAAGAAGUAAGCAGAUUUAUGAAGUUAUGCUUAAUACCAGUGGUGAUCAAUGUCCUUCGUAUGCGACCGUGAAAACUUGGACUGCAAGCUUCAAAAGAGGUAAAUUUUCCAUUGAAGAUGAUGACCGAACGGAAAGGCCAGUUUCUGUGUCAGUCCCCGAAACACUGAAUAUUUCAUCCGAACGCAUUCAUCAUAUAGUUCACGUCAAUUGGACAUAAGAGAAAUUGCUGCAAAAUGGAUCCCCAAAUGUUUGAAUGUUGACCAAAAGCGUGCAAGGGUAGAAGCAUCGUAUUCGAUCUAUACUCGAUUUGAAAAUGAUGUAGACUUCUUAAAUUAAAUUGUUACUAUGGAUGAGACUUGGGUACAUUUCUACGAUCCAGAAACAAAGCAACAAUCGAUGGAAUGUCGACACUCUGCUGUAAAAGUUCUUGCUUCAGUUUUUUGAGAUUGCCAUAGAGUAAUCACGAUUACUGACCACUCUACCGGAAAAAAUUAAGAGAAAAGACGCGUAAAGCUAUCCAAAGGUAUUUUUUGCAGGACAACGCCUCUGCACACAAAUCUCAUGAAGCCAUGCAAAAAAUUCGUGAUUUGGGAUUUUAAAUUACUAGAGCACCCCCCUUAUUCACCAGAUUUGGCUCCGUUCGACUUUCAUCUCAUUCCUCAACUAAAGAAAAGAGGAGAAUAUGUUGAGUAAUAAAAUAUUUUGACAUUGAAAUUUUGUUUGAUUCUAUAGUAAGCUAAGAAUUUUUCAAUAUAUCCUCGUAAAAACAUUUAUAGCGUGUUUUUCAUUCAAUGACCUAAGAAUAGGUAAAGAAAUAGAUUGUGAUAAGGUUAAAUCGACCUUCAGUAUAUUGAAAAUAACAUUGGAUCUUUUCUUUUCGUGUGAUGAAUAUCAGUUUAAUUUUUUGUAUCCCAAUUAUGCUGAGUAAUUUAUUCCUCAGGUCAAUAGUAAAUCACACUAAACCACUCUUGAAUGUAUUGAUUCUCAGUAAUAAAAAUAUAAUCGAAACUACUGUCUUCCAUAUGGUUCUAUUUUAAAUUAGAUAUAAAAAUUGGUUUCUAUGUACCUAGGUAGUAUUCAAACAUUUACGUUUUAAUUUUUGUAAUUUCUUUGAAUAAGAGAAAAUAUAUGUAUUUUAUAAUGAAGUU